UGUUAGCCAAUUAAGGCAGUGUGAGCAUGAGGAGAGCGAGCAGGAGAAGGAGAAGGAGGCAGGGCACCUACGGUCGGCUCCUUCUCCAGAACCACGCGGCGGGAAAGGAGGUUAGAGGACUUUUUCUUCUUGGGACGCCGCAUCCAUGGAGCUCCGACCCCAUUGCCACUGCCAUACAUGGAGCUCUGGCCCAUGGCCAACAGCUCAAGUGUUUUCCUCGCACACGUUGGUGCGACACAGAGACACCGUGGGGAUUCCUUCCACUACGACGUCUCCUGGUUUCUCCUCCGGUGCCCCCGUUCUUCUUCCACUUCAGCAAGUGGUGCACGACAGAGCCAGUUGUGUUUGGUGUGCGCAGGUUGGAUUCUUCUUCCACUCCGGAAAUCUGGUCUAUCCUGUUUCCAUGGCAAAGGAGAUGAUGCCCUUUGUGGAAACCGCUGACGCACGUGUUGCUCUCCAGAGAUUGCGAAGGCGACCAGUGGUUCUAGUGCUAAAG
Messenger RNA from Triticum aestivum (bread wheat), 496 nucleotides. RefSeq lists its product as uncharacterized. NCBI's taxonomy places the organism in Eukaryota, Viridiplantae, Streptophyta, Magnoliopsida, Poales, Poaceae. The record is from RefSeq and is a predicted model, not a curated record.